GCCCCCAUCCUCCAACCCGCCAUGCCACGCCAGACCCCCACCUGCACCGGCAUGCGCGUCCGCUCCGUGAGCGACGCGGAGAAGCUUCUCCACGCCGUCGCCACCGGCCUCCUUCCAAUGGUCAUGCACCGGCUCGCGGACGAAGACCGCCUCGCACUUGCUCCCGGCUGCAUCUACGUCUGGGAGGAGCGUAGCUCCAAUCCCCUCGAGGCCACCGGCCAGGAAAUCCAACGCUUCACAGAAGGCCGCAGCUGGGGGCCCUCCCGCGCCCGGGACAACUUCCUGAUUUAUUACGAGAAGGACAGUCCCGCGCGCUCUUCGAUACUUCACCGAAAGAACGUCAGGCAUGCUCCCCAGUUCAUCAAGCAGACGUACUCCGUGUUCAUCGACUUCCCCAAGAACUCUAGAAAAUGGCAUCUGAACGCCUACUACACGCAAGAUUCACUAGAGGGUCUCGCGACCGUCGACGACUACCCCCUGCUCCGCAGCGUGCAGGUCCCGCCCAACAAGUACGUCUGCGCGCGCAACAACGGCGCGCGGCGGGGAACCCGCAUGGGCGGCCCCGCGGAGCCUCUCAUGCUCCCCAUGGCGUCCGGCUCGAUCGGGUCCGACCCCUCCCCUACUUUUUCUUCGAGCUCGAGCUCGUCGAGCAGCACGCGCUAUUCGUCGCAGCCCCCCAUCUCGCUCCCGCCCACACCGCCCGUCCCCCCGGCCGCACCGCUCCCCGCCGGCAGCGUGCUCGCGGAGCGUCGGCUCGCGCCCCUGGAGUACCUGCAGAACAUUUCACCACGCGCGCGGGAUCCGCUCGACGACGAGGCCCUGCGCCAAUUCCAGUUCAACAUGUCGCUCGCAUAG
Messenger RNA from Trametes versicolor FP-101664 SS1, 855 nucleotides. RefSeq lists its product as uncharacterized. The record is from RefSeq and is a predicted model, not a curated record. Gene Ontology annotation, molecular function: DNA binding. The transcript is spliced from 4 exons. Lineage: Eukaryota; Fungi; Basidiomycota; Agaricomycetes; Polyporales; Polyporaceae. The coding region runs from base 22 to 855 and encodes 277 amino acids.